UCUCAUCCCGAGAUCGACUCUCCGUCUGUUCAUGCUGUGGGGAACACGUUAAAAAAGAGUUUAGUCCUCUCACUCGCUUCACUAACGCAUCAGUCACACUCUUGACUGCCAGAGUGAGACAGUAGUGAAAUAGCACAGCAUAGACACGUUUUAUUGAGUAAGAUUUGAGAUCUGAGACAUUUUUUUUGUUUUCCUCGUGUUGUGAAUCGUCAAAAUGUGUCUGUGGAAUACGUAAAUUUGAGUAAUCCAGAGGGAAAUUAUAGAGAUUAUCCUCUUGUCGUCGGGAGACAAGAGCUAUGGUGUUGAUUAGGAGUGCAAUCGCGGCUGUGCUGCUUUGUCAUCUUCUUCAUGUAGCGAUCGGCAAUGGUCAUCAGAAUGAUGACUUGGUCUUCGAUUCAGACGGGAAACAAGCGUCAUUUUCAGUUCCAGUAGUUGACAAAACUGUGGACACAUUCUUCAGCCGGGUUAAAAGGCAAUUUAAUUUGUUCGAUUGGUUUAAACCAACGACAACCACAACAGUAGCUCCAGAUACAGAACCAACUACAGUAGCUACAACAGAUUUAAUCGACUAUGCCACCACGCUGCAUCAUCGCACUGCUAGAAACAGUGAAGAAAUUAUUGGCGAUUCAAAUCAUGUCAAUGGAAAUGUCGACAAAAAUGACGAGGGCAAUGACAUUGAAGAACCGGCGGCGUCGAGACAACGACCUGAUUACGAUAAUCCAGACGAUGAGGAUCUCGCGGCUGGCUCCGGAGAGGUCGAAGGAAGUGCCGCUGAGGACUCGAUCCAUACAAAUAGACAGCCACAAGGAGGACGGCAGCCUAAGUUCUACCGAAUCACUGUGACUGUACAAGAACCGUACAUCGCUGAAUACACUGACACGAGGAGUUCUGAUUACGUACAGCUGAGCAAAAAUUUGACUCAAGCACUCGAUGAACUGCUGUCUCAACGCAUUCCCAACCAUGAUCAUGUUGCUAAUGUCGUUAAAAUAUCACCAAAAGAUGAUGCAUUUACUUCAGAAGUCACUCUGGACAUUGGGUCAACUACGCCUUACGAGUCCCAAGUGCGGGAAAUCCUGGAAGAACAGUUGCAGAUGCAUGUCCUAGGAAAUGUUCAGGUGUCCCCCGAAGGAUUCACAUUCCGUAGCUUCCCAGAAUGUUUCGAGCACACUCAUCUUAAAUGUAGAGAUGGUACUUGCGUGCCUCUAAGUGCACGUUGCGAUGGUGUGCCCCAGUGUCCAGAUCAGUCUGACGAGUUGGACUGUACAGCAAGCCCAACUGAAGAAACUCAUUAUGACAGUGAAACUGAGUAUCCAGGUAUUCUAUCACCGACUAAUGACACAAACGAGCCCAAACGUUUACCAAGGCCUCCCUCUGAAAACAAUUGCCGCGGCGAUGAUGCAGUUCCUUGUAAAGAUGGAAGUAGAUACAUUUGUUCGGUGCAAGAGUGCGAUGGCAUUCCUGAUUGUGACGAUGGUGCUGAUGAGGAGGAUUGUGGAACGAGUUGCGGAAGUGAUGAAUUCUCUUGUGACGUCGGUCGGUGCAUCUUGCAGAGGCAACGGUGUGAUUUUAUUCAAAAUUGCGAGGAUGGCAGUGAUGAGAGAAGCUGCAACUAUCCCGCUUGCACUCAACAUGAAUUCCGUUGUAGAAAUCACCAGUGUAUAGACAACCGAUUACGAUGCAAUGGCAUAACUGAGUGUCACGAUAAAUCGGAUGAGCUCAACUGCCCAUGCAAAGACAGCGAAUUUGAAUGCGCCGCUGGCUUUUGCAUUUCGAAACAUCGGAGGUGCGAUGGAGUUAACGAUUGCUCGAAUAAAAGGGACGAGGAGAACUGCCCCAACUACAAACACUGUAGAGCCGAUGAGUUCGAUUGUGGUGGCGGCCAUUGCAUCAAUGGUACAGCAAGGUGUGAUGGUCGCAGUGAUUGUCCAGACCGUUCCGAUGAGAAAAAUUGCAGCGUAACGACGUGCAGUAGCGAUCAGUUUCGUUGUCUUGACGGUUCCUGUGUGGGAAUCGAUAAGAGAUGUAACGGCUACAAUGACUGCAGGAAUGGCGAGGACGAGACCCAAUGUGGUUGUGGAGCUGGUGAGUUUCGUUGCAGCGACGGCCAGUGCAUCGCCAACAAUUUGCAGUGCAAUGGGUUUAUUGAGUGCCGAGAUGAAUCGGACGAGCGUGAUUGUGGUUACGCUCCUUGUCCCUUGAUGGAAUUCACCUGUGGUGAUGGGUCUUGCAUCACCAAGGAAUCUGUUUGCGAUGGAAUCGACAAUUGUCCUCGGGCUGAGGAUGAGCUUAAUUGCGACCGAGGCUGCACGCCCACACAGUUCAAAUGUGCCACUGGGGGCAAGUGCAUCGAAGAGAUCUACAAGUGUGACGGUCACCCAGACUGUCCUGACAGAAGUGAUGAGGUCAACUGUGAACACAAGGGAACCAAAAAUAAUACCAUUGACAGCGGCUCGCAUACCAAUGGUAGCAGUUGGGUAACAGAGAGACCUGUGGAAUGUGAUCCCAGUUACGAGAUGCGAUGCGGUGAUGGUAAAUGCAUACCGUUGAGUCUUAAAUGUGAUGCUAUACCCGAUUGUGAUGACUACAGCGAUGAGCGCGAGUGCGGGAAAUGCGAAAUUAACGAGUGGAGGUGCGCCAAUAGCCAGUGUAUACCCGAGAUUUACAGGUGCGAUGGACAGAUUCAAUGUCGUGAUGGAUCUGAUGAAGAAAUUUGCGUUAAUGAAUGUCCAUCGGGAAUGUUUCGAUGCAACGACGGACUCUGUCUCGACGAGCGCAGACGCUGCGAUGGAGAGCCUCACUGUAGUGACGGGUCGGACGAGAUCAAUUGCAAGGCACCCUAUUGUCCCGAUGGUCAGGUCGCUUGUGCCAAUGGUGCUUGUAUUCCUAAGCAAUUUUUAUGCGAUAGAAAUAUCGAUUGUCAUGAUGGCAGUGAUGAGAGCAACUGUCCGGAUAGUACACCUUACCCACCAUCAAGCGAAUGUAGAGCAGACGAGUACACGUGUCAUGAUUACACCUGCAUACCGCAGUCAGCAGUUUGCGAUGGUAGACAAGACUGUUCGGGGAAUGAGGAUGAACUCCACUGCAGACGAGGGUGUGUUCGAGGACAAUUCCAGUGUGGUAAUGGUGAUUGCGUCGAGGAGAAACAAAGAUGCAAUGGAGUUUAUGACUGUGAUGAUGGUUCUGACGAAGAGGGUUGUGUUGAAUCGACAACAAUAUCAUCGGGAGGCCGUCACUGUUCCCCAGGACAAUUCACUUGCAGAACAGAUCGGACCUGUGUACAUUACUCAUCUCGUUGCAAUGGUAUCCCAGAGUGUAGAGAUAAAUCGGAUGAAGAAGGAUGCGACACCAAUGAGACUGAUGGCCUCAAUCUGAAGACCUACCCAAGCGAGCAGAUAAUCAAAGAAAACCCAGUGAGACAAGGUCGUGAAGUGGUCUUCCAAUGUCGUGACGAGGGAUCUCUUCGAUCAGCAGUCCGUUGGAUUCGUGGCAACAACCUUCCCCUGCCCCCAGGCUCCCGAGAUAUAAAUGGUCGGCUAGAGAUUCCCAACAUUCAAAUGGAGCAUGCCGGCAUCUAUAUUUGUGAAGCCGUAGGUUAUCCCCCAUCAACCCCUAAUCAACGAAUAACAGUUCACCUGGAAGUGGAAAAGUUCGAGCCCCCAGCGACGCGUCCCCCUCAAGUCUGCAAGUACAACGAAGCCACUUGCAGCAAUGGUGACUGCAUUCCAAAAUCCUUGGUUUGUGACAAUAAAUUCGACUGCACAGACGGCUCCGAUGAGAUGCGGUGCAACCCCCACGGCUGUGAGCCCAACCAAUUUCGUUGUCAGAGCAAAGAAUGCGUUCUUAAAAUUUGGAGAUGCGAUGGUGACAAAGACUGCACCGACGGCAGUGACGAGGAGAACUGUGGCACCCCACCGCCAGGUUCCGUCUGCAGAUCCGAUGAAUUCCAGUGCCACAAGUACGACCAAUGCAUUCCAAAGAGCUAUCACUGCGACAUGGAGAGAGACUGUCAAGACGGUAGUGACGAGAUCGGUUGCUCACCAGUGUAUAUCAUCAAGCCACCACAACCAAUGAUGGUUCUCACUCCUGGUGAAACAAUGGUUCUCACCUGCACAGCCAUUGGUGUCCCAACGCCUGAGAUCAACUGGAGAUUGAACUGGGGCCACGUACCUGAAAAAUGUUUCUCUACCUCUAGCAAUGGCACUGGCACCCUCACCUGUCCUGAUAUUAGUGUUUCUGAUCAAGGAGCCUAUUCAUGUGAAGCUAUCAACGCUGCUGGCUUUGUAUUCGCCAUUCCUGAUUGUAUUCUCAUUGUCAAAGACACUCCAACUGUUUGUCCGAGGGGAACAUUCAAUUCUCAAGCCAGAAGGCCUGAAGACUGUAUACCUUGCUUCUGUUUCGGCGUUGUUGAUGAAUGUAGAAGUGCUAAUUUAUUUACUUAUCAGAUUCCUCCGCCUUUUGAUAGACACAGAGUGCUGAAUGUUGAUAUCAAUGGCCUGAGGAUUGCUGGAGAGUUGCCAAGUCAGAUUGCUGAAAUUAGACCUCAAGGAAGGGAUGGAGUUGACAUUAUCAUUCCUUAUUCCGAUAGUUCUGUAUUAAACUCUAGAUCUGGCUAUGAAAUACCUUAUUUUGCUCUUCCUGAGGCCUACCUUGGCCCUCAGUUGUUGUCUUAUGGAGGAUAUCUGAGGUAUAAUGUGAGAUACAGUGGAAAUGGCAGGAAUAAUAGUGCUCCCAGUGUUAUUAUCAUGGGAAAUAACAGAACUUUAAUUCAUCGAGGGAGAAAUAUUUUGCCGGACAAGGAGAAUGAAGAGGCUGUUAGGUUCUUUUAUGGUGAUUGGUACAAGAUGGAACAUGCAAGAGAAAUUCCAGCUAGCAGGGAGGAUAUAAUGAUGGUUCUAUUGCAUGUGGAUAAUAUUCUCAUAAAGGCUAAAUACGAGACGAGUCCUCAAUUGGAUAUCUCUAUAACUGACAUUACUAUGGACUCUGCUCACGAUACUGGAUCUGAAGUCGCAUCCUUCGUAGAAGAGUGUUCCUGCCCAUCGGGAUACUUUGGCCACUCCUGCCAAAGCUGUGCCGCUGGUUUCCUGAGGCGUUCAGGAGGCCUCUGGUUAGGGGAAUGCUACAGGGAUGAGCCUCCAUGUCCACCUGGUUACUAUGGGGAUCCAUCGAGAAAUAUUGAAUGCAAACUCUGCCCGUGUCCUUUGACUAAUCCAGCAAAUCAAUUCACAAGAACUUGUCGACUUGGCUCCAAUAUGCGACCAAUUUGUCAAUGUCCUCCUGGAUACGAUGGAGAACGGUGUGAGAAAUGUGCAGAUGGUUACCAUGGAAAUCCUCUCAUAGCUGGAGAUAUGUGCGUUCAGGAUUCUAUUUGUGACCCACGGGGAAGUCUUUCAGCAACUGCUGAUGUUGAUGGAAAAUGCAGAUGCAAGCAAUCUGCUACUGGAUUAACUUGUGAUCAAUGCAAGCCCAAUACCUUCAAUCUAGCUUCCAACAAUCAAUUUGGAUGCAUCAGCUGUUUCUGCAUGGGCAUCACCAACAGAUGUUCUGAAUCCAAUUGGUACAGAAGUGAGAUACACGUAUCGUUUACCAAUUCCAUUCGCGACUUCUCCUUGCUCGAGUCUCUCAAACCAGACGCGCCCCAAAUAUCUACAGGAAUCCACUUGGAUCCCACCCGAAGAGAGAUCAUCUACUCAGACUUUCCGAAUCGGGGAAAUGGUGACGUCUAUUAUUGGCAAUUACCCUCCAUCUUCCUUGGCGACCAAGUGACAUCCUAUGGCGGCAGUCUACGCUAUACAGUCCGCUACGUUCCUUCUCCAGGUGGACAAAGCUCCAGGAAUAAUGCGCCUGAUGUAGAGUUAGUCUCAGCUAACGACAUCAAUCUACUCUACUAUUCCCGAGAGUCUCCGGAGCCCAACUCCAACCAGUCAUUCGCAGUUCCACUCCUUGAGCAAUUUUGGCAGAGGACUGAUGGCACUCAAGCCGACAGAGAACACCUGCUAAUGACUCUGGCCGACAUUAAAGCCAUUAAGGUCAAGGCAACCUAUACGACCCAUACAGAUGAAGCAGCUCUGGCUCAUGUAUCAUUGGAUACUGCUGAAAAAUAUAAUACAGGCAAGGAGAAAGCUGUCCAAGUUGAGGAGUGCAGCUGUCCCGUUGGAUAUACUGGACUGUCUUGUGAGGAUUGUGCUCCAGGUUACACGCGAGCUUUUGAGGGACUCUAUCUAGGAAUUUGCGAACCAUGCCACUGCAAUGGACACUCCACUCAGUGUGAUCCUGAGACUGGAGUCUGCGAAAACUGUGGAAAUCACACAACUGGAGAGCACUGUGAUCUCUGCGAAUUGGGAUACACCGGUGAUCCAAUAAGGGAGGGCUGCAAGUAUCACGGAGAAUUCCCUGAACAGUGCAACUGCAAUCCAGCUGGAUCUACCUCUACCCAAUGUAUCAAUGGUCGUUGUCAAUGUAAAGUCAACGUCGAAGGGGCUAAUUGCAACAGAUGUCGUCCUGCUACCUUUGGACUGUCAUCGGAUAAUCCAAAUGGCUGCAAUCAGUGCUUCUGCAGCGGAGUCACUGAUCAAUGUCAUGAGAGCUCGCUCUACAUACAACAGAUACCCUCUUGGGUAUAUGAUUCUAAACAUGGAUUUACCCUCACUGAUGCAUCCAGAAGAGACAUAAUUGAUGAUGCUUUUGAUAUUAAUGUGGCUAUGAAUGAGAUUGGAUAUCAGUAUAAUCCUGCCACCAAGAAUAGAAGGCUCUUCUGGAGUUUACCUACCACCUUCACAGGCAACAAAGUAAAGAGUUAUGGGGGAAAUCUUACGAUGACACAGAGGUUCAAGGCGGAGGAUGGGGCCAAGAGCAUUGUCGAUCAGGAUGUUAUGCUCCUUGGUAAUGGAAUAUCACUUUUCUGGACUAAUUCAGUGAGCUUGUAUCCAGAUAAUCAUAUAACAUACUCAGUACCGCUUAGAGAAUCUGAAUGGCGUAGACUAUCGCCAGAAGGUCCAAAGAGACCCUCGAGAACCGAUAUGAUGACGGUACUCUCGAACCUAGAAGCAAUUCUCGUUCGGGCGACUUACAGUGAAGGAAUGAUCAGUACCUACAUCAGUGAUAUUAGCCUAGACACAGCGGUCGAACAUUUCACUGGCAAGAACAGAGCUACGCAGAUUGAGAGCUGUCGUUGUCCACUAGGGUACACUGGCACUUCCUGUGAAUCAUGUGCACGAGGAUAUUAUCGUGAUAUCACUGACAGAUCAGUCAGUCUUCUUGGUGCCUGUAAUGCCUGUCCUUGUAAUGACCACGAGGAGAGCUGUGAGAUGCAUAGAGGAGGACUCAUCAAGUGUCACUGUCUUUCCGGUUACACUGGACAUUAUUGUCAGGAUAUUGCUGAACUACGGGUAGGUCUAAUGCCGAUGAAUGCAGAAGCUCCAAGGAACACUGAAAUCGAAAUGAAAUGUUCCUACAAUCAUGGACAGAAAUUAUACAUUUACUUUAAAUUAUCCUCGUACAAUGGUCUCCCAUUGACUGCUUGGGCACUGGAGCCAGGACCUCUAGUGCAGACUGACGGUGGGGCUUAUAGAUUCUGGAAGGUGCAUGUAGGACAGCAUCCAUGUAUCGUAGAGUGUUCUAUUUUGGAUCGACAUGGCAAUGAAUUAGCUAUGAUAACGACUACAGUUGCACCAGUGGAUUAUCCAUCUGUAACGACUCCUCCCGGUCCUGAACCCUCACCCCCAAGGAUUUCCGUCUCCAUUCAGGAGGAUAAAUUGCGGAUUGUCCAUGUGGGCAGCACUGUGAAGUAUCAAUGCACAGGAAGAUCAUUGGAUAAUAAUGAAGUGCGUAUCCGAUGGGAGAAAGAAGGCGGUAGAUUGCCAGAUCGCAGUUUAGAGGAUUCGCAUGGACUUCUCAUCAUUCGGGAUGUUAAAGUGUCAGACAGUGGUGUUUACAUUUGUCACGUUACUGAUGGAGUUAAUAUCGCUGAUCAAAGAGUCACUCUCACUGUUGGAGCAUUCCCCAAAAGUCUUCUAAAUAUUCCAGGUGCCAAUCGAGUGGAACCAAAACCACACAUUCGGCCUGCAUACCAAGAAAUUCGUGAAGGCGAACCCGUAGAGUUUCACUGUGAAGCCUCAGGCAAUCCUCAACCUCAACUAGAAUGGAUGCGAGUCCAAGGUCAAAUGAAUCCAGAGGCAACAUUCCAGAAUGGAGUCUGGAGGAUUCCAGCUGUGACGAGAGCUGAUGCAGCUGAAUACAAGUGUAUUGCUAGGAAUGAAUUGGGUGUUAAGGAGCAGACUACGAUUUUGUACGUAGUGAAUAAUCCCAACAGACCACGUCCCAAUGUAUAUCCUGAUGUUGGACCCAUCAUAACACCCCAAGAGUGGAUUGGAUCCAGCGGGGAUACUGUCAGAAUGGUCUGCACUAGAUCGAAUUACCAUGCGACUGUCCACUGGACAAGAUCAGGGGGACUACCGUUACCUAUCUCAGCUAGUCAGACAGAUGGCGUAUUGACAAUGACUAAUCCUGGAACUAGCGAUUCAGGCAUUUAUAUAUGCGUGGCAACAAGUUACCAAGGAACAGAGUCCUCCACCACCUCCAGGAUCACGAUCCACCCUCGUCGGAAUCCGCCAAUGGUAAAAGUUGAACCCGAAAAACAAACAGUCUUUCAGGGCACAGUUGCCGAAGUUAAAUGCCUAAUUAACGAUCAAAAUUCAAACAUCCAAGUCCAAUGGUUGAAAUACGGAGAGAGUUCUUCGUUGGGUCCUCGAGCUCAACAAUAUGGUAAUACCCUCAAGAUCGUUCGUCCCCAAGUGUCAGAUCGAGGUGUCUAUAUCUGUCGAGCAACAAAUGCAGCUGGUGUUUUUGAGGCAUCUGCAAUGAUUGAAGUGUCUCCUCGAGAAGCUCCUGCAGUUGAAAUCUACCCCCAUAAUAUUCAACCUGUUAUUCUUGGAGGAUCAGCAGAUCUCCAAUGUCGAGUAUCGGCAGGUUUCCCUCUUCCUGAGGUCCAUUGGUCCCGUCAAGACGCUCGACCUUUCGGUUCCAAUAUCGUCAGCCUUCCUGGAGGUCUCCUACGUCUUACCAAUAUCACUAUUAAUGAUGGAGGCAGCUACCAGUGUACGGUGACCAAUGAGGUUGGAUCAACCUCUGCUGUAGCUCAAAUCCAAGUCCAAUCAAUUCCAGUGAUCAAAAUCACUCCAAAUACUGGCAUAAUCAGAGUUAGAGAGAAUGAGAGAGUGAGAUUAACAUGCACUGCUGAGGGUCAUCCUCAACCCAACGUUGCUUGGAGCAAACAUGGCCAGCAGCAAGGCUAUCAGCCGUCUUACACGUUCAUGCAAGCGCCUCACGCUCCUCCACUCUCGGCAGUUUAUGAAAUACUCUCAAUGUCUCCCAAUGAUGAAGAUUCUUAUACAUGUAAAGCUGUUAAUGCAGCCGGUGUUUCGGAAGAACGAGUUCAAGUAAGAAUCGAAGACGAUGACAACAGCGUAGACGAGUAUCCACCACCAUGCAGAGGUGAUCAACCCUGUGAGAGACCCGUGGAUCGUCCCUAUCCGCCAGUCCCUCCAAGGGGAAGAGGAACAGGAGUGAGUAUCCCUGAGGAUUACCUGAGAAUUCCUAUUGGUGGCAAAGUAGAGAUAAGGUGUCACGUAGCCGGUCCUGACGACUCAAGGAUUUACCUCGACUGGAUUAGAUCAGAUCAUCGAACCUUGCCAGUAGGUAGCACAGUCCAUGAUGGAGUCUUGACGAUACCUGACGUACGCAGGGAUGCAGCUGGAGAAUACAUCUGUUUGGGAUUGGACAGCGACAAUACUGAGUUAUUCAGAGCAAAGAGUCAUGUGGAAGUCAUUUCAUUACCCAGAAUCGAGUUGAAUCCCAGCACCCAGACAGUCGCGCCUGGAGAGAGUCCUUCAAUUGUUUGUACAGCUACUGGAGACCAACCCCUCAGGAUUCAGUGGAGCUCUAUCGGCAGGCAAUUACCCCCUAGCGUCACCGAUGACAAUGGAGUUUUGAGAUUCCAUGGAAUCACUUACAAUGAUGCUGGAAAAUACGUGUGUAAGGCGACAAAUUCAGCUGGAAUUGCCGAAGCUGUUGCUGAGGUACUUGUCAAUGCUGAAACCUACAGAGAUCCUGGCAUUAGAGCUGUCGAACGGGAUAUCAAUGCAGUCGCAGGAAGUUCUAUCAAACUGAGGUGUGACACCAGAGAGAGGGUGCAGAUCAGCUGGAUCAGGGAGAGUCUGCCCCUCCCGAGGAAUGCUCGUAUCCAGAACAAUCACUUGCAACUGGAGAGAGUUAGACCUGAAGACAGUGGACGAUACAUCUGCCAAGUCACCAAUGACAAAGGAGGAGUCUCCAGCGAUUACGUUAAUGUCCACGUCUCACUAGUUAAUUCGCUUGCGGAUUGCAUGCCAAUGUACCAUACGGUACUGUGUGCCGACGGGGGGCUGUACCGGUGCAGAAGCCAAGAGUGCAUAACACUGGAUAAUGUUUGUGACGGCUAUGUACACUGCAGCGAUGCAACUGAUGAACGCUACUGCAGGAUCACGCAAUAUCGACAAUAUCUGCAACGACGACGCGCACCAGCAGGACCGGUAGUUCAUAUUGAGCCUUCCACUGAUAUUGUCAAUAUUGGAGAUACAUUUGAUCUUCGUUGUGUAUUCUCUUCGAGACAAACCGAAAUUCCCACAUACAGGUGGUACAAGGCGGAGGACGGAUCACUUCCGGCUACUGCUCAAGUCUACGGGGACAAGUUGAGAAUUGUUAAUGUGCAGAUGACGGAUAGCGGAGUUUACAAAUGUCGAGUAGAUACACCUGAAGGAAACUUUGAGCAGGAUUACAAUCUUAUUGUUCAAGGUGGCGAAAAUGACGAACCAGCAAUUGAAAUGAAGAGUGUCCUUUAUGGAUCGAGCAUAGAAAUGGACUGUCGUGUUGACUUUAACGGUCCAAUAACAUAUAAAUGGAGUAAACUUAAUGGUUUGCUCCCAGUGGUCUUCAUGUACCAAAACAAGUUAAAAUUGUUGAAAGUUCGAGCAGAAGAUGCAGGCACAUACAUUUGCACUGCGUCAAAUGGGCCUGAAACUUCGGAAGUGCCAACAGUUCUCGUUGUUACUGGAGUUGUACCCAACUUUAAUCAGGCACCUCUUAGCUAUAUCGCACUGAGGCCACUGCAUGAUUCUUAUGGAAGACAUAAUAUCGAAGUGUCAUUCAAACCAGAGAGCUAUGAUGGUAUUGUCAUGUAUAAUGCCGAAUCUUCUGAUGGUAGUGGGGACUUUGUCAUUCUAUCUUUGAUCGAUGGAUUCCCUGAAUUUAGAUUUAAUUUGGGCUCUGGUCCAGCUAUAAUUCGAGCUCGGAAACCCAUAUCCCUGGGUGAAUGGCACACAAUAAAACUCCAACGUAUGAAUAAAGAGGGAUUGAUGCUUGUCGAUGGAGAGGGCCCUUACAAAGGUGUAGCCGGCGGUAGAAGACAAAAGUUGGAUGUAAAAGAGCCACUUUACAUCGGAGGUGUGCCUGAUCACGUUGUGUUGAAUCCUAGCACUGGAGCCAAACGCAUUGGCUUCGUUGGUUGUGUCUCAAGAAUCGUCAUCGAGGAGGAGACUAUUGAUCUCAUUGGAAAUCAAACAGACAGUAUUGGAGUUACAAGUUGCGAAACGUGCGCUGAAAAUCCGUGUCAUAAUUCUGGAGUGUGUCAAGAGGCGCCCACUAAGGAUGGAUACACUUGUCUUUGCCGGGCAGGAUAUACAGGGACACACUGUGAUUUUAAUGGCCAGCCAUGUUAUCCAGGUGCUUGCGGCAGAGGCAAUUGCCUAGACACUGAGAAUGGCUUCAAGUGUCACUGCCCACAGGGUACAUAUGGAUCGCGCUGUGAACACUCGGGUCAAGUUCACCAGCCUGCAUUCAGAAAUUCUCGCUCUUUUCUCGCUUAUCAAUCUCCAAACAAAAAUUCCAGGCGGUUCAAGCUCUCGAUGAAUUUCAAUCCCUCGGAUAACGGAGACGAGCUACUUGUAUAUUGCUCAGAAACUGAUGAGGGUGUUGGUGACUUUGUAGCUGUUGUUAUUAAGGACCGACACGUUGAGUUUCGCUUUGACGCGGGCAGUGGAAUGGCUGUGGUAAGAUCGAAUUACAUUAUUCAACCGGGUGUUUGGACCAAGGUCACGAUCUAUCGGGAAUUAAAAGAUGGAAAAUUAUCGGUUAAUGGUGAGAGGAUCGUUGAGGGACACUCGCUUGGGUCUGCUAGACGAAUGACAUUAAAUACCCCUUUAUAUGUUGGAGGAGUUAACAGGACUAGAAUAAAAAUAAAUAAAAAUGUGGAUGUGACGAGACAUUUUCAUGGCUGCAUCAAUGAGUUGGAGAUGUCUGGAAUCGAUUUGCAUCUAUUAAACUCAACAAUUGACCUAGCAAACAUCGAAGACUGUGAAAUACCGGCAAUACCUUGGAGUCAUAGUUCACCACUUCCAACUGUUCCAAUAUUCCGCCACGAAACUCCAUCGCCGUCAGUGAUUUAUACAUCGAUGACUCCUCCCUACAGUCCAUGUGACGAGAAUCCUUGUAAACACGGGCUUUGCCAAAUUUCUCAUAGCUACGACGGCUACUCUUGCACGUGUGAAUAUGGAUACGUGGGGAUUAAUUGUGAAAAUGUGCUCAGGCAGUGUGAAAUGCUGAAACCUUGCAAACAUGGAGGGACUUGUUUAGAGAUGCAUGGAGCUUAUAAAUGUGAUUGUCCACUUGGCUUUAGUGGCAACAAUUGUGAAAAACAGGUAGAAAUAGCUUAUGAUGUUACAUUCAGAGGGGAUGGAUGGUUGGAGCUCGAGCGUACAGUGAUGACACACGAGGAGGAUCGUGAAGUAAUGGGCUUUGAAAUAUCUACUAACAAAACUCAUGGUUUGAUAAUGUGGCAUGGCCAACCACCAGAUGACCUCAAUCCUGAUGAUGAUUACAUUGCACUUGGAAUUAUUGAUGGGUACAUAGAGUAUCAGUAUAAUUUGGGCUCAGGACCAGCUGUAAUCCGCGUAACAACCCAGCGCGUGGACGACGGCCAACGCCACAGAAUAAUACUGAAACGUCAGGGUACCGAUGGUAGUAUUGAAUUAAAUGGUGAACACACCGAGAGUGGUGUUAGCGAUGGAUUAAAGCGAAUACUAAAUGCUCGUGGCAACGUAUAUCUGGGUGGUGUGCCGGAUUAUGCCAUGACAUAUGGAAGAUACUACAGCGGUUUCUCUGGCUGUAUUUAUACACUCGAAGUUCAGGACUCGGGUGCUAUUGAUAUUGGGGAAAAGUCUGUUAGGGGGAAAAAUGUUUUUCCCUGUACUAGAGUGAGAUGGAAUCCCUCCUCUCUGGUAUUCACCGACGGUGAUACUGACGGUUUUGAUGCAUUCAUACCACCCCCACCUGUCAACAUAAUCCAUCCAAAACCUACUAUUAGUUUAGCCUCAUACCAUUCUAAAAAUUUCACUGGCCUCAUUAUUAUUCAAUUAACGUGCAAUAUUCUUAUCGAUUCAGCAGUGCCUCGCAAUGUAUUGACGCUCUUGAUGAAUGUAAUCCUAGGAAAUUUGGUUGAAUAUUGGUUAAUCUAUUAUUGAGUAUUUUAUCGUUGUGUUGACUAUUUUAGGAUUUACGAUAAAAAAAGAAACAAAAUCUAGAUAUUUAAUGCUUGAUCAAAUAUCCCUGAGGAGGGUGAUUAAAACGAUUCUUAUUUAAACAGAGAAAUGUAAUUUUUACGUGGGAAUUAUUCCAAUGCAGAUUUAUUUUAGAAAAGAUAAUAAAGUUUAUAUACCGACAAGAUCUUCCCAUGCGGGACGGGGCGAAUGGAUAAUGGUAAUGUGGUAAUGAACGGAUUCGCUUUCAACUCUAUACCCGCGCUUAAAAAUGAUCAAAUUCAUCUAAUUGAUGUGCAUAUCGUACAUUAUACAAGGAUAUAAGAGUGAAGAUUGAUUCUAUGCUGGAAGGGGCAGCAUGUGGAAAAGAGGCAGUAUAAAGUUAAUGACGAGGAAAAUUAAUGAACAACUGGAGAUCUCCCCAGGGAUUCCCAAAAUGUUCCAUUUUCCUCUGUAUUCUCCAAAUAUUGAGACAACCCUAGGAAAAAUUGGAUUCGUCGAAUAACGUUGUUUCUCUUCUCCACAGAAUUGUUUACUAUCAAAAAUUCGGAGAUUCAAUUUUACACUGUGAAAAAAUUUACAUUAAAAUCAUGAAAAUAUUUUUGCAGAUGGAGAUAUUUUUUACGAUAAUUUCAACGAUUCAAGGUAAAUUUUUUAUUGAAAUAGACAAGUAAUAGUCCUUCAAAAAAAUAUGGAUAUAUUGCUUUUUAGACUUGAAUAAAUUUUCAUCAGUGUAAAAAUGAAUGAGAAUAGCUUACGCUAAUUGCCCACUUUUAUACAACUACUAUUUAAAGUUAUGUAGACGCCUACGAUUCGCAUGACAUCAGUUGUCUGCAAUUUUUAAAAAUGAUAAAACAACAAAAAGAAAAAAAUACUCAAUACACAUUUUUGACGCUUUACUGUAUUGAAGAAGGAGACAAAACUUUCAUAUUUAUUCAUUAAAAUUUUUAUACAUUGCAUGGAAGAUAAACGACAAAGACAGCGGAAUACCUCUGAUUUUAUCAUUGACUCAAGAGAGUGCGGAUAAUAAUUUAUUCACUGCCAGUCUUUCAUUUGAAAUCCUUUGAGUAAUCAAAAUUUUAUAGAUGAAAUAAAAGCUCCUAUUGAUUAAUUCUUCUUUUCGAAUGUAUUGAAACAAAAAACUACAGUAAUUAUCAUAGAUGCAGUUAAAAAUUGUGAAAGUAUGCAAUGCAAGUGGCGAAUAUGACAAAAAAAAAUGAAAGUGUAGCUGGUACUGUUAUGUAUAAAUUAUAUAAAUUGAAAUGACAAUAAAUAUAGUUUUGAUAAA
Diachasma alloeum is the source of this 14853-nucleotide messenger RNA. RefSeq names its product basement membrane-specific heparan sulfate proteoglycan core protein (gene trol). Gene Ontology annotation, cellular component: plasma membrane. Gene Ontology annotation, molecular function: calcium ion binding; protein binding. The transcript has 50 exons. Bases 297 to 13550 code for a protein of 4417 amino acids. Lineage: Eukaryota; Metazoa; Arthropoda; Insecta; Hymenoptera; Braconidae. The record is from RefSeq and is a predicted model, not a curated record.